CGACUGCACUUUUGCUUCUCCAAAUCUACAAAGAUUCACAACGACCUUAACCAGGCUUAAAGCUACAUCGGCAAAGCUACAGGUGAUGAGGUUGUGAUCUCCUCCCUCGACAACCAUGUUCGACACCAUAUGUACCCUCCCUCUGCAGUCGGACCUCUUCGCUCAAGUCAUCCACCCAACCGAACCCCUCUUCGCCGUUGGGCUUUCUUCUGGACAUGUCCAAGCAUACAAACUUCCAUCCGACACAGAUCUGGUGGACGAUGGUUCUGAAGACAGCCACGAGUCAGCAGGAUCCGGGAAUAUAACAAAUGGAAAUGGCUCUGUUCCGGUGUCGUCCUCUCUACGAAGAGGCUCUUCGGCCAGUGCUUCAGAAAGUGGCCUUGGGUCAGUAAGCACAAUUUGGAGUACAAAAAGGCACAAGGGCUCGUGUCGAUGUCUUGCCUUCAGCCACGACGGUCAAAUAUGCUACUCAGCCGGUACCGAUGGCUUGGUCAAGUCUUUCAUGACAGAAUCUGGGAAGGUCGUUGGCAAGAUCGCGAUACCACAGAGCAAAGGCGGUCCGGCUGCUGAUGCACCAACUGUACUGCAUGCUCUGUCACCGCAGACGCUUCUACUGGCCACUGAUGCUGGGAAAUUAUACUUGCAUGAUUUGAGACAAGAUGGCAAGGAAGUGACGUCCACAGCAAGUCAGACGUGGGCACCGCACGGAGACGAGCAUAUCAACGCACUUGUACCUUUACCAGCUAGCGAAACCAGCACCAGUGGGUUUCCAAAGCAAUGGGUCAGUGUUGGUGGCACCACUCUCGCAGUGACAGACCUCCGCAAAGGCACCAUUGCCACGAGCGAAGAUCAAGAAAUCGAAUUGACCAGUGUCACGUUGCUACAAGGUCUCAAGAAGGGCGGCACAAGUGUUGGAGAGAAAAUCCUGGUCGGCCAGGGUGACGGCGUGAUGAGCCUGUGGGAGAAGGGUGUCUGGGAUGAUCUGGACGAUCGGGUUGUGCUCGACAGAGGCGGUCUCUCAAUUGAGAGUCUGGCUGAGGUCCCCUUAGGGUACGGGCGGGGUAAGUUGAAGAUGAAUGAAAAGUUAGUGGCUGCUGGCCUGGAGGAUGGACGAGUCCGCUUUCUGCGAAUUGGUCGCAACGGAGUCCUGAACGACAUGGAUGCCAAGCACGAUGAGAUCGACGGGGUGGUCGCCCUUGGUUUCGACAUCGAGGGAAGAAUGAUCAGUGGUGGAGGCCAGAUCGUCAAGGUAUGGACAGAGGCGAAAGGACUUCCUGGCGGAGGACGUGCCAACCACAAGCAUGAUAUGUCAUCGGACGACGACGACGACGAAGAUGAUGAAGACUCGGAAAUGGAAGCCAGCAGCGAUGAAGAAGGCAAGGCCAAGUCCAAAAGGAAGAAGAGAAAGAGGAACAAGGGAAAAGACAAGGCUGGUGGAAAAGCUCUCGAUUUUUCUAUGUGAUCCAGGCCAUGAAAAGUGACAGCGUUAUUAUCAAUGAUCCCCAAGAUUUUUUCGAUACCCCAGCCAACAA
This is a messenger RNA of Exophiala viscosa, 1532 nucleotides long. RefSeq names its product WD40-repeat-containing domain protein. The coding region runs from base 116 to 1462 and encodes 448 amino acids. The record is from RefSeq and is a predicted model, not a curated record. Gene Ontology annotation, cellular component: nuclear pore outer ring. NCBI's taxonomy places the organism in Eukaryota, Fungi, Ascomycota, Eurotiomycetes, Chaetothyriales, Herpotrichiellaceae. Gene Ontology annotation, molecular function: protein binding. The transcript has a single exon.